GAUUCGUGAACUAUUUUGCAGGCUGCUUUCGCUGCCUUGGAGGAAUUGCACAUUUGCAACUUGCCUAACAUAACAGAGAUUUGGGGGAAGCAAUUACUCCCAGUUCCAAAAACAGACGCACGGUCCUUCAAAAAAUUGGCUGUCGUGAAUGCCACUUGGUGUGAAAAACUGGUGAAUGUGAUUCCUUCAAGUAUGCUUCCAUGGUUAAAAAAUCUAAAAUCAAUUUAUGUAAAAGGUUGUCCAGAGAUAGAAGUGAUAGUCUCGAAGAAAGCAAAUGCAACUGUCAGUGGCGAUAUCAUUAGUUUUCCUGAACUAAGUUCUCUGUCAAUUGACAAAUUGUAUAAGCUCAAAAGUUUCUGCAGCAGCUCUACAAGUUCGGAAGCACAACCAUUGUUUAAUGACCAGGUUGUAUUCCCUGUUUUGGAGGAUUUGUUCAUAAACAGAGUACGAAACAUAACAAAUAUAUGGGAUAAAUUGCACUCAAGAGAGUCGUUUUGUUCUUUGAGGCGCAUGAUGAUCGAGGAUUGUGAAAAAUUGGUGAAUAUUGUUCCGUCUUAUAUGCUUCCACAGUUGCGAAAUCUUGAAGUACUCUAUGUUUAUAGCUGUCUAAAGAUGUUAGCGAUAGUCUCAGAGGAAGAGGGAAAAGAGAAAGAUGAUGAAAAUGCCAUCUUGUUCCCUAAACUAACUACUUUGAAUCUUAGAAGUUUGGACAACCUCAAAACCUUCUACACACAACCCUUCCUCAACUACCAGGUAUGA
Molecule: messenger RNA, 759 nt
Organism: Camellia sinensis
Lineage: Eukaryota; Viridiplantae; Streptophyta; Magnoliopsida; Ericales; Theaceae
Source: RefSeq, a predicted model, not a curated record